Messenger RNA from Capsella rubella, 1861 nucleotides. Its product is annotated as receptor homology region, transmembrane domain- and RING domain-containing protein 4. Bases 131 to 1480 code for a protein of 449 amino acids. The transcript is spliced from 4 exons. The record is from RefSeq and is a predicted model, not a curated record. NCBI's taxonomy places the organism in Eukaryota, Viridiplantae, Streptophyta, Magnoliopsida, Brassicales, Brassicaceae.
CUCUCUCUCUCUCGUCUUCUAUGGAAGAAGCUCAAGUGUUGGUUUAAUUUAUCAUCCUCUUCUCAUUAAAACCCUAAUUACUUUUUUCUUCAAUUUUUUCUUUCUCGAUACUUCGAUUUUGGUUAAAAAUAUGAGUCACGACGCUUCGAUUUCAACAAUCUUGUCUCUGUUAUUACUAGUUUCACACUUGGCUUCUGCUAAGAUUUUGUUGAUCGGGAAAAACACGUCUCUCUCUUUCGAUGACAUCGAAUCCAAUUUCACUCCGAUGAUUAAGAGAUCAGAUCAAGGAGGAGUGUUGUAUGUAGCAGAGCCGCUUGAUGCUUGUUCUGAUUUGGUUAAUACGGUGACUGUUGUAAAUGGAACAAGUGUUUCUCCACCGUAUGUGUUGAUCAUUCGCGGUGGCUGCAGUUUCGAAGAGAAGAUUAGGAAUGUUCAGAAGGCUGGAUAUAAAGCUGCUAUUGUUUAUGAUUAUGAAGAUUAUGGAUUCUUAGUAUCAAUGGCAGGAAACCCCUCUGGUGUACUUAUUUAUGGCACGUUUGUAUCUAAAGCAACUGGGGAAACACUUAAAGGGUAUGCGGGUCGUACUGAUUUUGAAGUAUGGCUUAUGCCAAGCUUCGAGACUUCAGCGUGGUCAAUCAUGGCUAUCUCUUUUAUAUCUCUCCUCGCCAUGUCUGCUGUGCUUGCCACUUGUUUCUUUGUACGUAGGCAUCGAGUUAGGCGCAGGCGUAUUCUGUCUCUUAGUGGUAGUGACUUUCCUCGUAUGGCUAAAAACUUGCUAAGACGUAUGCCUAUUACUAUAUUUAACGGUGUUUGCGAUGAAGCGUCUACUUCUAUCUCCUGCGCUAUAUGCAUUGAGGAUUAUCGCAUUGGAGACAAGUUAAGGAUCCUGCCUUGCCAUCACAAAUUUCAUGUUGGAUGUGUAGACUUGUGGCUUGGCCAAAGGAGAUCCUUUUGCCCGGUUUGCAAACGCGAUGCAAGAAGCAUCAGCAUCGAUAUGCCCGCAUCAGAGCACACACCCUUGCUUUCUCCUAGCAUGACCCCGACCUCAUCGUUUCUCUUAUCGUCACCUUCCACAACCCCAUUGCAGUCAUCUUAUGAGCUACCAAUAUCUAUCAGAGUAGACCCUUCUUCACCGUCCACCUCAAUGCAGCCACACACAGUACCUAUGUACCUCUCUCACUCUCGCUCCCACACAAGCUUCCAAAAUGGGUCAUACCGGCGUUCCCUGGCUAUACCAGUCAGCCGAAGUUCAGCAGAUCUGAGGAACGCCAUUUCCCAAAGAUCUUACAACUCACCCGGCCAGGGUUCUUUGCCUCGUUCCCUCCACUCAAGAUAUACGCACAUACUUAGCCCCGGAAAUGCAUCAAGGAGCUGGGUUGUUGGGUCGUUAACGAGCCAGCGCGAGUUUUCAGUUCUCCAAAACGACUCGCGCAGGUGUUUCGCUCACUUUUCGUCUGCGAGCUCUCUACCAGGCUGCUAAACCGCUAAAAAGGUAAAACCGUACUAACCAAAAGCUACGAUGCUGGGGCACAUUGCUUUGAAAAAGCAGUUAACUCCUCAAGGAAUGAGGAUGUUCCUCGGCUACGAUAUAACUCUAAUUCGUGACCAUGCUGAUUUUGGUAAACAAUAGAGUUGAAAGAGUGUUCAGUGUGAGUGAUAUUCUUCAGCUGUACAGUUGUGAAGAAUGAUGAAUGUGAGAGUGAGUUUGAAGAGUAAAGCAUGUUUUUGUGAUUCAUUAAACUAACCAUGGAGUGUGGGUAUAUAUAACUAGCAUAUCACUUUGGUUCUUCGUCUGUAUAUACUUCUGUUUCUCUUCCAACAGUUGAACCAUUUACGAAGAAAUUAUACCGCAUAUGAAAUA